This is a messenger RNA of Myxocyprinus asiaticus (Chinese sucker), 4651 nucleotides long. Its product is annotated as growth/differentiation factor 6-A-like. Gene Ontology annotation, biological process: SMAD protein signal transduction; BMP signaling pathway. The coding region runs from base 77 to 1369 and encodes 430 amino acids. Gene Ontology annotation, cellular component: extracellular region. The transcript is spliced from 2 exons. NCBI's taxonomy places the organism in Eukaryota, Metazoa, Chordata, Actinopteri, Cypriniformes, Catostomidae. Gene Ontology annotation, molecular function: cytokine activity; growth factor activity. The record is from RefSeq and is a predicted model, not a curated record.
UCUAAAGAGCAAAGGGGAGUUUCCAAAGUUAUCAAAUCCAUCCAACUUUGCCAUUUUCGGCCAGAGACCACUGAAAAUGACUCCCAAGAAGACUACCGCUCCCUUCCUCUGGUUUUCCUUUUGCUUUGGACAUGUUCUGGAGGCAGUGGUGAUGGGGUCCACGCAGUACCCCUCCGGUGCGCCUGAUAACGGGCUCCACUCACAUCUGGAUACGCGUGGUCCAGGAGAAGCCAGCACGAGCUCCCGGAACGACUCGACGUCUGUUCAUGUUCCGUCGUACAUGAUCUCUCUGUACAGGACUCUAUCGGAACUGGACCGACGCGGAGCGAACGGCAGCCUGUCGCGGUCCAGGAGAUAUGCCAAUACAGUGACCAGCUUCGUGGACCUGCAGGGGCAAGACGAGCCAUCCCCAAAGUUCCACCAACAGUACACAUUUGACCUGUCUGGUCUCUCCAGACUCGAUGAAUUGAUGGAGGUGGAGCUACGGAUUCUGAGGAGGCCACCACCUGACGUCUUAAAUUUACUUUCCCAUGGUGGGAACCUGUACCGGUUACUCCUCCACACCUGCUCCCUUCCUGGAUCUUCACCCCAGCCUGUGCUCCUUUCCUCCAGGACCAUUGAUCUUCUAGAUACUGCUUCAGCCACAUGGGAUGUGUUUGACGUUGGCACGAGUGUGAAGAGCCACCUCAGGAUGCAUAGGACCACAGAAGGCAGCAGUCAGUUACGCUUCAGCAUAGCUGCUGUUUCUGAUUCAACUAAUGAGGCUGUACAUCCCGCUAUGCUGGGACUGAACCAUGAGGAUCAGCAUACCCAUGAAAGGGCCUUGCUGGUGGCCUUUUCUUGGGCACGUAGGAAGGAGAACCUCUUUAGGGAGAUCCGUGAGAAGAUUAGGUCCAUGAAGAGUCAUACAUUUCAAAAUCCUGCACCAGAACGUGGUAUCAAACAGGGUCACCCCAGCCAUCGGCGGAGGAGAAGGACAGCACUAGCAGGACGUCCUGGUGGAGCAGGUGGUGGAGGGGGUGGAAAUGGGGGAAAAGGAACUGGCAGACGGAGAACACGUUGCAGCCGGAAGCCGCUUCACGUAAACUUCAAAGAACUCGGUUGGGACGACUGGAUUAUUGCGCCACUAGAUUACGAAGCGUACCACUGUGAGGGUUUAUGCGACUUUCCGUUGCGCUCACACCUGGAACCAACCAACCAUGCCAUCAUCCAGACACUCAUGAACUCCAUGGAUCCAGAGUCCAUGCCUCCCAGCUGUUGCGUGCCUUCAAAACUCAGCCCCAUCAGCAUCCUGUACAUUGACUCGGGGAAUAAUGUGGUUUAUAAACAGUAUGAGGACAUGGUGGUGGAGAGCUGUGGGUGCAGGUAGCAAUGUGAGAGAGGGGUGACCAACCCCUGGACUCUAUCUAAAAGCUGCCUCUCAUGCAGAGGCUAAGCACAGCAUUGCAGGUGAGAUGAACUGUCAGAGUGCCUAACCUGUGAGAGGGACAAUGUGUAAAUGUGUGUUUAUUUUCACUGUGUUAAUGGACAUGUGAACAGUAUGAACAUGAGCAGAGGAGAAGCCUGAUCACAUGAAGAAAAAAUUGCGACUGAACGACAUUUUUCGCAAAAUUAUAUUAUUCGGCUCCUUAUAGGUAUUGCGGCAGUUCUGAGGUGAAAUGUCCACUAAGUGGCGCUAAAAGCGAGUAAAAUUUCCUCCCAAACAGAGAGGUUUUUAAAGAUAAUGCCAUAUAUCAGAGUUUUAAAUCAACAAAACCUACCUACCUCCCUACCCUAAACCUUAAACCUAACCAAUAUGUUAUAAAAGCAAAUGUGAUAUGAAAAACACAAUUGCUGAUGCAACCACAUCAUUUUGUAGUGCUUCCAUUACACUUUUUGCUUUUUACUUUCCAUGUGUCAACUCGUGUGCUCUUCAUGCCUCGUACAUUGGUCCUUUGCAUCACAAGUGCAACACUCUAUCAGUUGAGCUACUGUGCAAUUUGAUCAUGCUUGAACAAGCUUGUAAAUGCAAUUGGUUAUGUAAUGGAUACAUUAAAAUGUAUCACCUUACAAGUCUAUAAUAAGUGUUUAGAUCCAUCAUGUAAGAGCAUUGUGUGAGGUAGAGGGGGAAAAGUAAAUGUUUAUGAACUGAUAAUCGGCCGUUUUACUCAUGAUUUGUGUCAAAGGGAAUAAAGUCAUUGUUUUAGUGCCUCUAGUGUUCAUUACACCACGAAACUGCCGUGAUACAUACAACAAGCCACGUUAAUCAUUUAGCAAAAAUUUACUUUAGGUAUAGUAACGUUAUUGUAUGAGACCAGGUACCAUGUCCCCCCAGCAUUCAAGUGCCCCACCAGAGUUUGCGUUCUAGUACCGGCCCUACCAGCAGCAGAGGACAUGUUGGCUGAACAGCUCUUUUCACAAGAAUCCAAAUUCCCUUACGACAUCAAAUAAACAAUGUCUCAAAUGAAUAAUGAAUGAAAUCCCAGGAUUUCCACAAAUUACUUUGCAUCCCGUUAAUGUAAACUGAAUGAUAGAGUGUUGAAGUAUUCUUGCAGCAGUGCUAAAAAUGUUGGCCGAAUUCAAAUUUGUCCACAGUGGCAUGCAACUUUAAAAUAUAUAACAGUAAAGGUGCUUUGCAUGACAUCUAGCUUAGUUCGAGAUGAAAUUGCUGUUAAGAAUUCGAUAGUGCCUCUGAGGAGCAAAAAAAAAACCAAAAAAAACAAUUCAAAUAUGGCAUUGACUGAAAGUUAGCAAUUUUGACUUUAUUCAAAAUGCAACAUACACAGUAUGGCUUUCCAUAUAGAGUUGUUGGUGUUUUUAGAAUCAAGAGACUCAUGCAUUGAUUUAUUGAGCAUGACAGCUCUGAAUUUUAUAUAAAGAUAACCCUCCACAUCUGAUGCUUUUAAGAGUUGAAGUCUGGCUUCGUUUGCUCAGCAUACGCUACAAUAUUUCAUUGGCCCACAUGAAAAAGUAAUAAACCUUAAAGGGAUAGUUCAAAUUCUGUUAAUUUACAUAUGUUUUUUCCAGAACCAUAUGACUUUCUUCCAUGGAAUGCUAAAGUGGAUGUUCAGCAGAAUGUUAGUCUCUCACUUACCAUUCACUUUUAUUGCAUCUUCUUCCAUACAUUGAAAGUGAAUGGUGCUUAGCAUCUCCUUUUGUGUCCCAGAGAUGAAAGAAAGUCAUAAGGGUUUGGAACAACAUGAGACUGAGUAAAUUAUGACAGAAUUAUCAUUUUUGGUAUCCCUUUAACACAUAAUUUAAUAUUUUAACAUCAAAUACAAAUGUAAUCAAGCUGUUUCAUGAGGAUGGGAAACUAGGCUUUGUUGUACACAAACAUGGCAUUGAUGACACACAUUUGGCUUCAGUAGGAUGAUAGCAUUGCAGUGCAGUACAUGAUGUGUGCAGUGUGUGCUCAGUGUGAAGAUAAAUGACUUCAUAGCAGUGUGCGACCUCAGACCUUUUUCUGCGAAAGGCGUUGUGAAGCCAAGAUCAAAAUGAUUGUUUUGUUUUAUCCAGACACCAGAUUUGGCUGUAUGAAGAGCUACUUUCAACAAUCACAUACACUCACAAAGAAAAGGGUUUGUUUUCUUGAGCUGCUAAUUAAAAGAUUGCUUUUUGCCCUGAUUUAAAUGUCAUGCCUUAUUAUGGAUUAUCAUACACAAUCCAAAGCAUUUUCAUAACUGUUACUAUGAACGUUAAUCUUAGUUUCUGUGGAUGAUAGCUAUACACUCAAAAAAAUAUUUCAGCCUAUUUUAAUGAUUUAUGCAUUUCAGUUUCCUAACAAAAUAACAUCAAAUUAAAUAGUGUAAUUUUUAAGUAAAUUAAAUUUGUAAAACAUUUUAAAUAUACAUAUAUACAUAUAUAUAUACACUGAUGGCCAAAAGAUUUGAAUAAUGUACAGAUUUAGCUGUUUAGGAAGGAAAUUGGUACUUUAAUUCACAGGACAUUACUGAUGUAAAAAACAGCACCAUCACUAUUUGAAGAUUUCAUACAAAGGUGUACAGUACAGUCUUCAAAGACAAAGGACAACUGGCUCUGACAAAGACAGGAAGAGAUGUGGAAGGCCAGAUGUACAACUAAACAAGUGGAUAAGUACAUCAGAGUCUCUAGUUUGAGAAGUAGACAUCUCACGUGUCCUCAGCUGACAGCUUCAUUGAAUUCUACCCACUCAACACCAGUUUCAUGUACAACAGUAAAGAGAAGACUCAGGGAUGCAGGCCUUAUGGGAAGAAUUGCAAAGAAAAAGCCACUUUUGAUACAGAAAAACAAAAAGAAAAGGUUAGAGUGGGCAAAGAAACAGACAUUAGACAACAGAUAAUUGGAAAAGAGUGUUAUUGAUCUUUACCCCAUUGAGCUUUUGUGGGAUCAGCUAGACCGUAAGGUGUGUGAGAAGUGCCCGACAAGACAGCCACAUCUAUGGCAACUGAUACAGGAAGCGUGGGGUGAAAUGUCACCUGAGUCUCUGGACAAACUGACAGCUAGAAUGCCAAGAAUCUGCAAAGCUGUCAUUGCUGCACAUGGAGGAUUUUUUGAAGAGAACUCUUUGAAGUAGUUUAAGAAGUUCUGAACAUUUUUUUCAAAUUGCAAUAGUACAUUUUCACAUUAUUAAUGUCCUGACUAUCCAUUGUGAUCAGUUGAAUGCCACUUUGGUCAAUAAAAAUACCAAUUUCUU